Messenger RNA from Cinara cedri, 819 nucleotides. NCBI's taxonomy places the organism in Eukaryota, Metazoa, Arthropoda, Insecta, Hemiptera, Aphididae. The record is from the annotation of a GenBank genome assembly.
AUGGGAAACAGAAAUGGUGUUGUAGAUGCGACACGCGAGAGAAGAGCCGUUGCGAUGGCUAAGCUAAAAUCGUUGCCAAGAACUAAGUACGCGCUUAAUAUCGGCUACGAAUUCACAAAAUUAUACUACUCUAUGUUGCGUACUACACCAGAGUACGCCAAUGAAUUUUAUGAUACACACGGCAAGUUCCGAACGGUGUUUGAAGACGGGUUGACCAUCGUCGUCAGUACCCGGUUACAGGUAAAGCGUAUUUUAAUGCGACCUUUGUCCGCGUGCGACUAUAAAGAUGAAUCGAUUAUUCUGAUACCAUGUGGAUCGUCUGGAAGCCUGAUGGUUAUGGUGUUCGGUAAGCGUUUUACGCAAAGUUUCCUCUUGGAGUACCGUCCAAAAAUGAAGUUGGGUUACGCCAUUGUGAUGUCCGUAACACUAUAUAUUUCUAAAGGACCAGUCACCUACAACCAGACGCCACCAACAACAUUCGUUGGUGGUGACAGAAAGGUUAUCAAAGGCGCCGAAAAAUCUAUCAAAACGUCUAUCCUUAGAAAACCAGUUUACUCUAUUUCCGCUAUCAUAAAUUCAGUUUUCGACCACGCCGCCAUAGUCACAAGAAGAAGGGUAAUAUCUUCCAAACUUCCGCCCAUUAACGAGCCCGAUACUGCCACUAAAAUGACGCCCAUCCUAAAACGCGCCCCUAAAAAAACCGCUUCCGAGAAUAUAGAACCCAAAUUUGGCAUUGACAACAAGAAAGUUGUAAAAAAUAUAAUUAAUUUAGUUCUCCUUUCUGCUGCCUGUUGGGCUGCGUAUAGAUACUUGAAAUAA